AUGGAAAUUGAUGUGCAGUAUCUAAUUCGCGCGCUCACGUAUUUCACAAAAACAGAAGACGGAGAACUCUCAGAAGGUGACAUUAAUAUAAUUUUUAACAAAAUUCUUUCUCAAAAUUUGAGUCAUGAAAAUGUACGCGAGUUGAUUAAAAACGUGAAAGAAAGCAUACAUAGGAAUAGGCCUAACUACGUCGAAAAUUUUAUUUUGACACCUUCCAUUUUGCAUAUACUAAUAAAUAGACAAUUAAAGAAGCACAGCUUGGACGAAAUUUUUAAGGACUUAUUCAAAUGUAUUGAAUCCAAGGGAAAAAUGGGAAAAAAUGAGUUACGGACCUUUAUAGACUUGUGCAAAAAAAAUACCACCUCAGGUGAUUCAUCAUUGAACUUGAAUAAAUUUAAUUUCGGAGUGACGAAUUCAGGCGAAUCUGUCGAUUACAACACAUUUCUCAAUUUGAUGGAAGGUUAUUUAAAAAGGGUGUAA
This is a messenger RNA of Plasmodium gonderi, 480 nucleotides long. RefSeq lists its product as hypothetical. The record is from RefSeq and is a predicted model, not a curated record. Bases 1 to 480 code for a protein of 159 amino acids. The transcript has a single exon. NCBI's taxonomy places the organism in Eukaryota, Apicomplexa, Aconoidasida, Haemosporida, Plasmodiidae.